Messenger RNA from Maniola jurtina (meadow brown), 583 nucleotides. RefSeq lists its product as uncharacterized. The record is from RefSeq and is a predicted model, not a curated record. NCBI's taxonomy places the organism in Eukaryota, Metazoa, Arthropoda, Insecta, Lepidoptera, Nymphalidae. The transcript has 4 exons. Bases 143 to 583 code for a protein of 146 amino acids.
CGAAUUUCAUGUUUCAGAGAAAACCACGCGGUGAAAGACAAUACAAACUUAUUCCAAGGCGGAUGGUGUGAAGUUAGUCAGUAUUUCGGAUAACAGUUUGGACGAUGAAGGGAGGUCUAUCGGUGAUACGCCGUUAUACAGGAUGGCGAAGUUCUUGCAUAACCACGAACUUCACGUGAAACUGCCGAAUCUGAUUGAAAAGGACAAACUUAGCAAGAUUCUUUCGGAGUCUUUGAAAGCUAUCGACGAAUCGUAUAAGGAAAAAAAUGUAACCGGACGAGGCAGCAAAGGAGAUGGCGGCGGCUCCCUGGCGCUGCUUGGCUUGAUGUUCGCCAAGACCUUGGGAGCAGCUGGUAUCGGAGGCUUGGGACUUCUUACGAUGAAGGCCCUAGCGGUAUCUGCACUGGCGCUUAUGCUGUCUGCGAUAGUGGGGGUCAAGAAGUUGACCUCUCACGAUGACCACGAGGAUCACCAGGUCAUCUACGCGGGUCACCACGGCUCCCACAGGCGAAGACGGGAUACACCACUACCUUACCAGGCGCUGCCAUACCAAGGAUGGGUGGAUGUGAAGAAACGGGAUUAG